GUGACCACGGGCACGGCCGCCCGGCGAGCAUGGUGUCAGGGCGUAGAUUAUCACUUUAUAGUCAUGCUGCGUGGUGUUGAUCUCAUGCGUAAAUUGCUGCAAACGUCCCUAGUCAUAUCUACCCGUAGGAUUGCAAAUACUGCUUUCAAUAAACACUUGUUCAUCACAAAUGUAACACUGUCUCUUUCUCUCUCAGGUAUGGGUGAUGUCCUUCAGCAACAUCAUAAUAUUGCAUACAAACAGCAGGCAACUUGGGAUAUAACCCGAACACGACACAUGACCUGUACUGGGAUGACUGUAGGUGCUCUUUGCCAUCACUGGACAGUGAUGUUGGUGACACUGAGACAGGUGGUGGUGUUGUGUGUAGUGUCUGUGGUAGUGAACGGCCACGACUGGGGAUGGGGAAAGUGUCCCCGUGUCGACCACUCGCCCAACCUCUCCUCUGACCAGCUGCUGGGUCAGUGGUAUGUGAUAGAACAGUUCGACACAUCAUCCACCUGCCUUACUCUGAACUACACACGUGUGUCGCCAACUCAGCUCAAAGUUACCAAGUCUCGUCAACUGGUCCUGCUGGAUUCACUUAGAAUCGAACACACCAACUCUUACACCGGCACGCUGGACAUUCCUGACGGUGAUAAGAGUGGGAAAAUGCGUGUCAAAUGGCCCCUAAAUAUUGCAGGUAAGGCAGAUUAUAUUGUCUUUGAUACUGAUGGCAGUAGUUAUGCAGCAGUAUUUGAGUGUCAACAGUUAACCAGAAUUGGGCAUCGCGCCUCUGCCACCAUCCUCUCCAAAACACCCACCCUUGAUGCAGCCAUUAUUGCCGAGAUAAAGAAGAAAAUGACAGACCAAGGCCUUGAUACUCAUGACUUUGAUGUCAUCGACCACUCUGUAUGUAUUCGUCGUGAGGACUCGGACCUCAACAUAAACAUUGAUGAGGACACUUUCAAGAAGAUUAUAGGUGAUGCCUCUGACAGCUUCAAGACAAUUGCAUCUCAGGUGAUGACAUUCUUGCAGGUGGCGAAUGGUGCCAGCAACUUCGCUGACACUGUAGUGGACGUGACCCGACGCCUAGGUGCCUCAACAAAUGGCUCAUCAGACACCAGUGCAGCUGUACUAGUAGACCCUGAUGUUGAACUUCUUGCCUAGACAAUCAUACCCAUCUUAGAGGCCUUUGGAUGUAAGAUGUAUUGAUGUGCAGGAAAUAUCAUUAAUAUUAACUAGGUAGAAGUGGAAAACAGUGACAUUUAAGUUGAGAUGAUGGGAGGGUGAAAAAGAAUGAAAUUAGGCAGGAUGAAGGUAGGGAGGAUGAAUAUUACUUAAUUGUUAGGAGAAUAAAAAUGGAAUUAUUAAGUAUUUUAUACAGGAAUAUGAAUAGAAAAGAUGGAGGGCACAGCUGAGGGUUUUUGAAAAGCAGACACAAUGAAGGAAUUACAGAUGAAGAAAAAGUUGAGUGUAUAGCACAUAUAGUACAGUAUAGCUACCCUAUGCGAUUUGUAUAGAAAUUAACAGAAAUAAAUUGAGAAGAGUAAAAGGAGAUGUUUCAUUGUAGACCGGCCAUAAACAGCUGUGAAUUUCUGAGAGUACUCUAUGGUAGCUGACAUCAGCGCCUUUCUCAAACUGGUACCGUAUUCUUAUACAUUAAUUGGUGGCAAAAUGUUACCGCUCACAAAUGCAAAAAAAAAUCUAAAGCUCUAUGAAUAUUGCAAAUUAUUAUUCAUUGGUAAUCACAGUGUCCAUUUGUCUCUUCACCUUAAAUGUUUGUAUUUAUAGGAAACACUUGUGCUAUACAGUAUCUCUAUUUGUAGGCUGUUGCACAUAAGCGUACCUGUUCUUUUUGUUGAAAUAUUCGCUCUUGGUUGUGUGAGGGACCCUUUUAAGUGUAAUGGAUAUUGAAUAUUGCUGCCAUUGUAAGUAAAGUAUCAUGGUUCCUUUUGUAGCUUGGUUAUGUCAGUGUGUUGAAGACUGAUUUAUAUUACAUUCAAGAAGAAUAUAUUUUAUUGCUGCAUUUUUAUUAAGGGUCUUUGUGAUGAUAAACUUUCUUGGGAUUGCUUAAUUUGUUGUAAAAUAUAGUACAGUACAGUACCAUCUUUAAAAAUAUGUGAUUAGGGUACAAAUUUUCCAUAUUUUACAAAGGCAUUCCUUGUGCUGUAGUAUCCUGUAUUAGUUGCUUAUCACUUGUUUACAUGCUAAAAAUAGUGCUAUUUUGGGGGGUUUAAACACAAUAAAGGGGGAGAAUGUAUUAUGAUAGGGAAAUUUUACAUGGCAAUCACGAAAAAUCAUACCUAAGAUAUUAUUUGUUUACUAUAUAAUCUGUUAAAGUUUAUUGGAAUUGAAAUAAAUAUAUAAAAUGUUUUA
Molecule: messenger RNA, 2355 nt
Organism: Homarus americanus (American lobster)
Lineage: Eukaryota; Metazoa; Arthropoda; Malacostraca; Decapoda; Nephropidae
Product: apolipoprotein D-like
Exons: 8
Coding region: 64-1146 (360 amino acids)
Source: RefSeq, a predicted model, not a curated record